This is a messenger RNA of Podospora bellae-mahoneyi, 1764 nucleotides long. RefSeq names its product Copper Transporter integral membrane protein that functions in high affinity copper transport. Lineage: Eukaryota; Fungi; Ascomycota; Sordariomycetes; Sordariales; Podosporaceae. The record is from RefSeq and is a predicted model, not a curated record. The transcript has 3 exons. Gene Ontology annotation, biological process: copper ion transmembrane transport. Gene Ontology annotation, molecular function: copper ion transmembrane transporter activity. Gene Ontology annotation, cellular component: plasma membrane. Bases 1135 to 1764 code for a protein of 209 amino acids.
AAAUGAGAGACUAGGGAGCUUUCUGGUCAACAUUGGAGUCAGCUCAGAAGGAAUCUCUCAGCUUAUCCGAAAGCACGCACCCCGUGAUGUCACUCUUUCCUUUUGGCAACAAGCCUCAAGGCGUUCCUGGGGAAGCUUCCGCAGCCUCAUCAAUCUCGUUCCAAGCACCCUAUGGCGAACAAAUUCCAGUCAGACACAGGGUUUCGAUGAUAACAGGGCUGUCAGGUGCGCCGUGUUCACAAGGUAGAAAAUCGUAUGCAUCUGAGUGGCUUUGAGCAAGAUAGAGGUCGGUGGAGAUAUCAGCUGCUCUUGGCAGGGCGUGGCGGCCAUCAGGGUCCCUACCCGAGCACUCUUGCCAAGUGACCAGCUCCCGACUUCCGACUUCCAUCUCCUGAGUCCCGACCGGAGUCCAUGACGCUGACUGCAAAUCAUCAACUUCAUUCGAUGCUUCCGUGUGAAGUUGUGCAACCCGCCAAGAAGGCACCACAUUGCAGCUGCUAUCCAGAAACCCAGAACACGAAAACGCCAUGGUUCCAUGCAAGCUCCCAUCGGUUGUUCUGCAUUCAUUGGUACUGCUCACAUCACAACCGUUGGCCACAGGGAUCUAACGAGCCAUCUACUCGCUCAAACGUGCUCAGUGUGGGCCCACCCCAUCUCCCCCCAUCUCGGUCAAGCCAGGGUGAGUCCAUGAUGUUCACCAGUUAUCAUCAUAUUUGCUGCAGCAUACACCUAUCACAACAUGCUCAUUCUCCAUCCAUAACAGAUAGUGCUUCAGGAGUUGAUGGUUUCUUUGACCCAAAAAAAGAACACUUCACGUCUCACGAAAGCGCCACUCUCUUGUGUUUAAAACAAGGUAUUAAUGUGGUGCUUGUCCGCCGCUGAUUGCCCACCCCAACAGCCUCUUUCUUUCCUGGUACACUUUCUCGAGAGGCGUUCUUCCCUCUCAACCUUAUUUGGACCUGCCCUGGGCACCCCGCCCUCGAAAGAAUUACCACAAAACCUUAUCCAGCUCAACUUUUGACCACCAAUUCAUCUGUUGAUCAAUUUUCACUCAGUUUUGCUACAGCUUCAAUCUUGCUACGGCCUCACUUCAGACACAAACAACAGUUAAUAUUCCGCAUCCACACACCCAAAAUGGACCACUCCAACCACGACAUGACACCCACCUCAACCAUCACCAGUGUGAUCGCCAAGAUAACCUCGACCGCUGCUGCUGCGGCAGCCGGCGGCGGCCAUGGCCACGGCGGCGGCACCGGUUGCAAAAUUAGCAUGCUCUGGAACUGGAACACGAUCGACUCCUGCUUCAUCUCCUCGUCGUGGAAAAUCACCUCAAACCAAAUGUUUGGUGGGUCAUGCGUCGGCGUUUUGUUGCUCGCCAUCACGAUGGAAGCCUUGAGGAGGUUGACGAAGGAGUAUGACCGGUACCUGGUCAAGAAACAUCGUGAGGCAUUGGCUGGGCAACACAACGUCGACGUUACGCAGGGGUACAGGCCGAAGAUCUGGGAGCAAGCGGUCAGGGCAGCCUUGCACAUGGUACAGUUUGCGGUGGGAUACUUUAUCAUGCUGUUGGCGAUGUACUACAAUGGGUACAUCAUUAUAUGCAUUUUUCUUGGGGCAUAUCUCGGGUCCUUCAUGUUUCACUGGGAGCCACUCGCGUGGGACAAACAACUGCCACGAAGGACCCCACACUUUGUUGCCAUUGACCAAGCAUGGCGAGGUGUUGACUGGUUCAUUUUUGAUACAUUAGACAUGGAUACGAAGUAG